UUACUGAAGAGAACAGAACAUUAAGCCUCCUAACUUUGAAGAGAUUCUUUAUCUACUGAGUGAUUUGCAAGAUGAAUAGCGCCCUAAUCCUUCUGGUGGCCGUUGGUCUGUCCUGCUUGAUGGCAGUCCAAGCAACCUCAUUCGGCGUUCUAGCCGGCCUAGGAGCCUUGACGAGCGCUAUAAGCAAACGGAGAUAUCACGGUGCAAGCCAUGGACGCGGCCAUGGCCAUGGAUAUAGAGCUCCUAAAAGGAAGUACCGUCUCCGCUACCGCCGCUCCGUCGCAGCAGCUGAUGAGGAAGAUGACGACCUGAUUUUGUCUGCAGUAGGACAGCUGGAUGCCGACACCUGCAUCCCAAAGAUGUUUUGCGUCCUGCAGGCGAAAGAUGAAUCCGAUCGCACACAGAAAGAGAACAUGCUUGUGGAGAUCUUAAGCGAUAAUACCAUGAACCCAAACUCCUACAACGCUGCCUUCGUCUACGCUAGAGUCGUCGCCACUGAGGAGAAAGACUCCUCCGUCUGCAAGAAGGUUUUCCCCAAAUGUUCACUUGGUGAGGAGGAACUAAGUGAGCUCUUGGAUCUAGCAUGGGGCUGUGACUGCAGCUCUGGAGGGAAAGAGUAAAGCUUGCAGCUAAAACUCAUUAUCGCAUCUGUUGGCAUCUUCCUAUGGCUAGAGCCACAGAAGGGUGACAAGGUGCUUCUCUCUCUAAUGUCCGUUGGACAGCGAAAACACAUGUUCACUGAUGAGUCAUACUGCAAAGAGAAAAUCUCUAAUUGCGAUAUGUCCUGCUAGUGUACAUACAUUAUAUGCAGAUAUUCUGUGCCUUUAAAUAGAUAUUUAUUUGACCCCAAAACAGAUGUAUUAUUUUCUACACCACAUGCUGUAUAGUUAUGGCAGCAUGUUUCUUAUCAUGUUGAAAGUUUGAUGACUUUAGACAAAUAAAUUUAAAUAUGGUUUCUAGAAUGAUUGUGUUUUAUCCCUCUUUUUUCACCAUCACCUAACACAUUACCUAUAUUCCCAGGCAUAUUGUACAAGAAUCCUGAUUAGGCCACCAAAACUUAGAAAAUCUAUGUUUGUAUAGCUAUAUUUAUUUAUAUCUGUAUCAGUCUAUCUAUAUAUGAAUCUAUAUAUCUACAUCUAUGUGUUUAUUUAUCUAUAUA
Penaeus vannamei (Pacific white shrimp) is the source of this 1159-nucleotide messenger RNA. The record is from RefSeq and is a predicted model, not a curated record. NCBI's taxonomy places the organism in Eukaryota, Metazoa, Arthropoda, Malacostraca, Decapoda, Penaeidae.